Messenger RNA from Aureobasidium melanogenum CBS 110374, 966 nucleotides. RefSeq lists its product as uncharacterized. The annotation marks the transcript as partial. The transcript has a single exon. The record is from RefSeq and is a predicted model, not a curated record. Lineage: Eukaryota; Fungi; Ascomycota; Dothideomycetes; Dothideales; Saccotheciaceae.
GAGCACACCGUCACCUUUAAACACCCCGGGUACCCCGACCAGUUUGGCCAGAACAUACUCCUGACGCUUCAUGCGUUCGACGAUGUCCGAGGUGGCCUGCACUGCGGAACCGCUCACAUCGCAUGCGCCAUAGUUGCCUGCAAUGCCUGGGACGGAUACUUCAGCCGCACUCGCGACGGGAACGACAGACUGGACCUGCAGCACGACGACCUGAUUUUCGACAAGGUGCUGUACUUUCACGUACCCUCGAGCGAUGUCAAAUACCCCGUGUAUCCCGACUUCGCCAACUGGGCCUUUCCGCACGACGAUCUGCCUCCGAGUUGGCCGCGCGCGCCAUCCGACGACGAUGCAUUGGACACUGACGUGCUGCGGGCACCGCCUUCAUCGUCGACGCUCACGGCUGCCGUGCUCCGCCGUGACAAAGCAUGCGUCAUCAGUGGCCAGAGAGACUGUGUCGAACGAGCGCAUUUAUGCCCGCGCAGUGAAGUAGACUGGUUCGACAAGAAUGGAAUGGCCCAGUACAACAUGAACGGUCAGCUGGUCAGGGACGCUGUCAUCGACGAUAUAACAAACGCCAUUGCCCUCCGCUCGGACCUGCACACGACUUUUGAUGCCGCCAAGUUUGUCGUGGUGCCCAAGCAGGACACUUGGGUUGCCCAUUUCACCCAUCUUACCAACGACCUUGGCAAGCUGUAUCAUAAUACUCCCGUGGCUAUCGAUAAGGAGGUUUCAGCCAAUUGUCUUCUGGCCCGAUUCGCGUGGGCCAUAUUCCCCUUGGUGUCAAAAUUCCUUAUGGCAGGCGCAGCCCGUCAAGUGCGAACGCGGGUGGUGCAGGAUGGAGAACUGACAGAAGUUACGGAACUCAUCACGGCAGGGCAGGCAAAGGCAAAAUUUGCCAUUGGCCGAAGCCGCAGCACGAGUCCGCGCAAGCGGAAGGUCACCGAUAACGGGAAUGACGACGCCGAC